UGCUCAGGAGGAUUCCUCUGCCCUCUGCAGGAUUCGCACCGGCAACCUUCCAGCCACAGGCACAGAUCCUUGGCCACAGACUGACCUAAUAAGGCUGAUAGACAUAUGAUGCUGAUGCUGAUCUUCCAGUAACAUAUUAUUUCUUUGGGGCAGAUCUUGUAACAUGGUCAAGAAUUCUUUCCUUGUCCUUCAAAAUCAUUUCUGUUAAGGACAUAUUUAGAUCUUGGUAACACCCAGUUUUGCAUUGUAGUUGGGCCUUACCCAGACUUUGUCUAAUUUCAUUUCCUGCAUUACAUGUUUUGCAGUUCUUGGAGGCACAAAUAUCACUUCUGUCGUUAUGCGAGUAUCUGUCAUUCAGUGUUGCAAAAAUCUGAUGCUAUGAAUAUCCGAUCAUCUGCAGGACAAAGUUGUUCUGCAGUUUAUAACUACAACUGAAUAUUCACAAGCCAAAAGUGAAGAAUGGUAUUUCAAUGAGAAUUCAUUUGUAAAUGAAGCGUUUGUAAGUCAGGGAGUGUCUGUAUACAGGUAUCUAAAUCACUGAAUAGAUCAAGAAGAGAACUGAGCCUAAACCAGAUAUCUGCAACACACUGCAGCUUGCAUAUGCCCAAUCAGAUGUUAUUUCCCUUGAAAUUACACACUGUUUCUGGUUUGCUAGCUAGUUAUGGGAAUUAUGGGAUUUCGAUAGGUUUUACUUCAUUUUUAGUUCACUGUACGCUCCAGAGAACUGGCAUUAAGGCAUCAUUGAUUGGUCCAAAUAAUGUUGUGUAAAGAGUAUAAGAAAGACUACAAAAGAAAACAGGCCUUUUGGACCACAUUACAUGUUUGGUUCCUAGUAGCUUAUUGAUCCCAGGAUCUCAUCCAGCCUUCUUGAAGGAUACUAAGGAAUCUUCUUCAGUCAAAAUGGACAGAUUGUGAGAAAACAACAGAGGAAAUAUUUGGGUUAAUGCCUGGCACUGCAACAGCACAUAGAGAUGUAAUGUCUCAGCAGUUCAGAAGUGUUGUUGUGGAUCUCCAUUCUACAGAAAAUGCAGAGCAUUUUUUUGAGUACCGGAGUGACAGGAUAAUUGCACAGUCUAGAGAACUGGAAUUCAACAGGGAUGAAUAUGGCUCAUCAGCCAUGUCCCCUUCUCCAGUUGCCAAAGCAUCGGUGACCUCCUGUGUAGAAGAAAAAGUAAAACCAUUUGUGAAAAAAGAGACAUGUUUCCCAUUCUCAUGCUUGCCAGAAUCACAGAUAAUAGGCCUAGAACCCCAGUGUUGUAGGCAGGUAGCUGGGGCUGCUUCAGAAAAAUGUCCAUCAGCUUCAGUGUCUGGUUUGGAGCCGCAGUACAGUUUGUCAUGCCAGGCUGCUAAGGAUCUACUGUCGGUUAGCCAUGUUAAUUUAUCAAAUCCAACAGGGUCCUCCAGCACUGUGACAGAUACUGAAGCAUGUACACAGCAAAUGAGAAAUGUGACGGAUAGAAAGCCUUCCUCUGCAAAACAACUCUCAUGGAUAACCAUUAACAGAAGAAACCAUUAUGGGGAGACCAUACUCUUUAAAGCUGUGCAAAAUGGGGACAGAGAUCUGGUCAAAGAGAUUAUAAAGGCUGGUGGCAAAGUUAAUGUCACUGACUACGCAGGAUGGACCCCACUGCAUGAAGCCUGUUUAUCUAGUUCCUAUGAAAUGGCUGAAGAGCUGCUGAAACAGGGAGCAAACGUGAACUGUGGAGGAAGAAUGGGCAUGACACCCUUGCAUGAAGCAGUCAACUGUGGAAACUAUUGGAUGGUGCGGCUUCUCUUGCUUUAUGGGGCUGAUCCGUCAAUUGAGAACGAUGCUGGGGAGACUGCAAUAGGACAAGCCACAGAUGAGUUGAGGAAACUCAUUGAGAAGUAUUCACCCGAAGAUAACAGCAGAUCAGAAAAAGGAAAAACAGACUUUUUUGAAGUACUUGGUGGAGAGGUGUGCAGCAGAAGGGAGACGGUAAACACUGAUGGGACAGAUCUGUGCUCUGUAUCAGUCACUGAUGGACAUGGCCAGAGGACACAGGCAGACGCAUACAGGGAAUGCAGCAGCAGUGCUGCAGUUCCAAAUAAGUCAAAGUCUCAGAAAAAUACAGGAAGUAACAGACAACCAUUUAGAACAAAAACCGGGAAGAGUCUAGUUGUCACUUCCAUAAACAGAAGAAAUUAUUUUGGAGAGACCUUGCUUCUCCGGGCCGUGCAGGAUGGUGACACCCAGUUAGUAUCUGAAAUGCUGAAAGUUGGUGCCAAUGCCAACAGAGCAGACAAUGCAGGCUGGACUCCACUUCAUGAGGCAGUUUCAGGAAAUCAUUAUGAGAUGGUCUUUGAUCUUCUGAAUGCUGGGGCCAUUGUGAACUGCAAAGCAGAGCAUGGCACGACUCCCCUUCAGAUUGCUGUUCAAAGAGAAAAUCAUAAGAUUAUACAGCUUCUGUUAAGCAGUGCUGCUGAUCCACUGUUGAAAGACGAGCAAGGGAUAUCGGCACUAGAACAAACAAAUGAAAUUUCCCUGAAGAAGCUUAUGAAAAGUUAUUUGUGCCCAGCUAAAAGAGAGUCGGAGUCAGGGAAAUCCCUGUUAAACAGCACUGAUAAUAUAGAAAGAAGUGAUGGAAAACAAUUAACACAAAGGCAGAAAAAAAGGAAGGAAGAUAGUGCUGUUGUGCUGAAAAAACCUACUCCCCUCAGUGGAGCACAGAAAGUUGGAGGCAGUUGCUUUAUAGAAGUAAAAGAGAAAGUUAACAGAAAUGUAGGAAAUAAACCCUGUAGAUGGGAUUUAAGAAGUGGAAGUGUAAAACUGAAGGAGAAAUCUGCAGACUCUAAACCCACUCAGAAGAAUACCAUCACUAUGGAAUUGUCGAUGCAUCAUGCAAAGGUUGACAUGCAGCCUGCAAAGAAUAUCUGUAGCACUAUAGGUUGUAAGGGGCCACCAGUUCCUUCAAACAGAAGGAAAUCAUGGCGGGACAGUGAGAAUGGGAAUAAGAAUGUGAGCAACACAUCCUCACUUUCGCCCACUCCCAGUCGAUGUGAGCAAGACGAAAAAAGUGCACGAGAACAAAGGAAAGAUUUGAAUUUCAGUUUUGAUUUGACUUCCAGCAUUAAGGGGAAAUUAGAGGUCAUUCGCUCUGAAGUAGAAACAACAGGGGAAGGUAAUGGUGGGCUUUGCAGCUUUACAAGCCAGCCAAGUAUAUGUGAGAGAGAGGAAUCCAUUAAACGUUGUGCUGUGGAACACACACUCUGUUCUGAAAGCAACAAAGCUGACGUGAUAAUUGACAAACAACUUGAUAUAGCUCAGCACAGUGAAACCCCUAGUCCCUUGCCUGAUGCAUUUGCAAUGAAAUUAACCCCAGUAAUCCCCUCAGGAAGUAAGAAGGGGAAAGAAUAUGAAACCGGAUCUGCUCUGGAUACCAAAGACCAAAAACCUUCAGAGGAAAACAGUGAGAUGGCAAAUGCAGAUUAUGGUUGUACAGACAGUGACUGUGAAAGUGAUGAUACCUUGGAUUUCGCUAAAAAGGUUUUUUUUUCGGAUGACCAGUCAGAUGAUUGGUCAAUCACGGCGACACAAGACUUUGUUGGAAAGAGAGAAAUGAGAGAUGAAAAUGAUAGCGAUGACAAUAGUGAAGGAGGAUACACUAAAGAAAGAGAUUACAAGAGUGCUUUUGGAAUUUUACCUGUGACCUUUGAGCCACUAGAUGAUUUUAGUAAUUCUGUGCUGGAGCCAAUUUCACCAUUUAGGCCUGUAGGUCUGAAUGGUUUACAAGAUGAAGCCAGUGAUAAUGAAACAGAUACAGUUAAUGAUACAUCUUUAACAAGUAGGCAACCAGUUGAAUUGUCUGUAGCUCCCAGUACUAGUCAAACCUAUGUACUGUUAUGGCACUAGCAUCCUUCACUUACAAUUAAUAAUAAAUGUUCAGGAUAAAUUCAGUAAAAUCAUCCAAACCGUAAUUACUGAUUAUAUGGUUACGACAUACUCCCUUGGAAACCUCCUGCAGAGAUUGACUGUUGCAAAUACAUUUUCUUUAAAAUAAUUAUUAGUUUUUCCACUUAAAAAAAAAACUCUAAUUCUUUUGUCUUCAGCUAAAGUAUUUUUGUCACAUAGGUAAGGUUUAAGUCAUGAAGAAGACUUGUCAUUCUCUAAAAAGAUUAAUUUUGCUUCUGCACAUAUUACAUGAUAUGUGAUUUAUGCUGUAACCUAAAAAAAUUAAUGUUCAGAAAUGUGUUCAUGUGUUGGUGGUUUCAGAUGUAAUGUAGUUCUGCAUAAAGCAUUAUGCAUAUGUUUACUAAAACCUGUUACCUGUAUGUUUACUAAAUGUGUUUUUUUCUUAAAGCAGUUAAAGGAACCUGUUAAAGCGUUUGUAUAUUUUACAGCUGCAGUUUUGUAAGCUAUAGUAUUUUAUAUUAUUGAAAAAGUGAAUAGAAAUUUCAUAUAUCUGUGGAAAUUAUUCUGGUUAUUCAUAUUUUUUGUCCAUUACCCUUUAGUAUUCAGAAAAAAAUGUUACUCAGGAAACUGUUGACUGUUCA
This is a messenger RNA of Lepisosteus oculatus (spotted gar), 4512 nucleotides long. Lineage: Eukaryota; Metazoa; Chordata; Actinopteri; Semionotiformes; Lepisosteidae. The record is from RefSeq and is a predicted model, not a curated record.